CCCCACCCUCUCUCUCUCUCUCUCUCUCUCUCUCUCUCUCACACACUCAUUCUUCCAUCAAAAUUUAAAGCUCCCCUGCCUCCUUUUGGAUCCAUAUCUCCUCUUUAUAAUAACCUCCCAGCUUCCCUACUUGAAGAAGGAGGAGGAGGAGGAGGAGGAGGGUAAGUACAUAGUAAUCAUGGAAGCUUCCUUGUCUACUACAAUGAACGAGGAUGCUGCAGCUGCAGAUGAACUCAAACCACAAACACCCCCUGCUAAGAAGAGGAAGGUUGUGGAGAAGACAGUGGUGAGAGUGAGGAUUGGGAAUAGGGAGAAGAAUGAGGGCCCACCUUCUGAUUCCUGGUCUUGGAGGAAGUACGGCCAGAAGCCCAUCAAAGGCUCCCCUUACCCAAGGGGCUACUACAGGUGCAGCACCGCGAAGGGCUGCUCAGCCAAGAAACAGGUGGAGAGGUGCAAAUCUGACGCCUCGGUCCUCGUCGUCACUUACACGACCUCCCACAACCACCCGGAGAGACUCGGCUGCAACCCCCGGAAACCGAAACAGGCAGGGCAGCAGCUACAGAAGUCCCCCAGCGGACGAGAACCGGAGGAAUCAUCGUCACAAGAUCAAGAAGCUCAGCAGGGCACAUACAGACCCGCCAUGGAAGCAGAGGAGUUCCACUACUCGCAGUACCUGCAGGAGGGAGGAGGAGAGCUCUUCACACUGUGCCAACUGGACACGACAGGUAAUAACGUUAGCUCAGGUCUGGUCUUGCUGGAAGAAGAAUCAGGGCACGUUCGUGUUCCUUCUUCCACGGACAGCCUGACUGCAACGACGCUAGGACCAGCAAGAUCAGAGCUUGAAGAAGACGAAUACUAUGGGUUCUUUGACGAGCUUGAGGAGCUGUAUCCGACAGUCAGUCUCUUCUCUCGAGAGGGGUACCAUGGUCGUCAUCAUCAGCAGCAGCUCGUGCGGUGAAGGGGAAGGGGAUGAUGCCUCUUGUCUUUUGCCUUUUUCUUGGUUCCUGCGAAAAUAGUGGGGUUUUGGCUUUCUAGGAAAUGUGUAAAAUUAUAAGGAUGGAAGGGUGGAUUUUCUCUGCGAAUAUUUUGAAGUGUAAAGGCAUGGACGGCGCACUAAUAGUAGUUUUCUCUUCUUCUUCUUCUUCA
Punica granatum (pomegranate) is the source of this 1146-nucleotide messenger RNA. Lineage: Eukaryota; Viridiplantae; Streptophyta; Magnoliopsida; Myrtales; Lythraceae. The record is from RefSeq and is a predicted model, not a curated record.